Molecule: messenger RNA, 780 nt
Organism: Lodderomyces beijingensis
Lineage: Eukaryota; Fungi; Ascomycota; Pichiomycetes; Serinales; Debaryomycetaceae
Source: the annotation of a GenBank genome assembly
AUGAGUAUAGAACAAUCUCAACUGCAGGAUCAUCCACAGCGCAGCUCCGAUCUGGCCAAUCACCGGUCUAGCCAUGAGGCGGCCUUAAAAUGCGAGGAAGCGGUGCAGCUGGCUCAAGAAGUUGAACAUCUGCAUCUGCAACAGCUGACAAUUAAAGAAGAAGAAGAGUUGAGACAACAGCAUAUCGAACAACGAAACACAAAUCUACGCAAGAUAACCGAACCGCCCGUGCUACGCAUUAUCCCGCCCUUGAACUUUUGCCCCGUUGAAAAACAGCUAUAUCGAUCAGGACAGCCGUCCACGAUAAACCAGCUGUUUUUGAACCAGUUGAACCUCAAGACUAUCAUCUGGCUCGCUUCGGAGGAACCGAGCGACGAGUUCUUGGACUAUUGUGCAUCGCAAGCGAUUCAAGUCGACUUUGUCGCGGGGAUGAAUGAUUUUGAAUUUGACAAGAUCCACAAUCGCCACGUCUCGAUCAACCCUUGGGACUCCUUGAACGAGAGCACCAUCACCAAGGCCUUGGAGCUAAUUGUCGACAAGCGCAACUAUCCCAUGCUUGUAUGUUGCGGAAUGGGGAGACAUCGCACUGGUACUGUGGUUGGAUGUUUGCGGCGUUUCCAAGGGUGGAACUUAGCGAGUGUCAGUGAGGAGUACCGCCGAUUUGUCGGGGCGCGAAGAGGCCGGAUUUUGGUGGAGUUGUUGAUUGAAGGGUUUGAUAUCAGUACUGUGCGGGUCGAUCCGCAAUAUGCUCCGGAUUGGCUCAAGGUUAAACCUGCUUGA